This is a messenger RNA of Homalodisca vitripennis (glassy-winged sharpshooter), 561 nucleotides long. RefSeq lists its product as uncharacterized. The record is from RefSeq and is a predicted model, not a curated record. Bases 1 to 561 code for a protein of 186 amino acids. The transcript has a single exon. Lineage: Eukaryota; Metazoa; Arthropoda; Insecta; Hemiptera; Cicadellidae.
AUGCCUGGUGCGGGACGGCCAAUCACCGUGGACGGGAGGAGCCGGAAGUCCCUGGCGUCAGCGUUGCGGCGAGCCCUGCAGCUCCACGGCCGGGCUACCCUUGCCGCGAAGCCGGACCAAGGCAGGGUGGCUCGAGUCGUGACGACUUGCCCCACUUCCAAUCACAUGAUGCGCGGGGGCCGACACACCCGUUUCGCCGACUGGCGGUUUAUGCACCGGGCCAGGCUCAACACCUUGCCACUGAACGGGUGUAGGAGGUGGGGCAAUGAGGACCGCCGAUGUAGACGGUGUGGAAGAUUCGAUGAGACGACUGCCCACGUGCUGUGUCAUUGCCUGCCAAUGAUGCCCGUCAUCACAAGAAGACACGACGCCAUCCUGGAACUACUGUCAUCAGAGAUCCGUGGGCACCCUCAGGAGAUGGAGACUCGUCUGGAUAAGAGGGUGCCGUUCCAGGAGCUGGUACCAGACGUGGAGGUCACGGAGGAGGUGGCCAGCUGCCGACCGGACAUCGUACGUGUAAAACAAGAUAGUACGUGUAAUCGACGUCACGGUGCCCUAUGA